AUGGUGCGUCUCUUUGUCUUAAUUUUCUUUCUUCGAGUUUCGACAUCCAUUUUUGAAAACUGGAUGAGUGACUCGGAUAACCACAUUAGGUACUACACAAAUGGUAAAUGCAUUGUGACCGAUUGCAAAACUGGCUUUGAUGUGAAGCAAGAAAACACGUUUUUGUGGUUAGGGAAGUAUACUUACACAUACACAUUCAGUGGGUCCUGUUGUUUUAGUGGCCGAGACUAUUAUUACAUCGACCCAUAUUCUUCGGAGUGUUCCAAAGUAGUAGAAAUUCAGUCGACAUCGACUCUCAAAAUUCUUCAUAUCUUAGAGUCUUCUCCCCAAGUGAAAUGGACGUACAAAUUACAAGAGUCGAAAAACAAUGCCAUUAUUUCUAUUGAAAACACAAGAAAUAGCAUAGACAGUGGUUAUGAGACUACUGUCCAAAUCGGGUCAUUUCCAGUGUAUUUAAAAAUCCAGUCUUUUGAAAUUCUACAUAUCGAUUUUAUUAAUACUCAAAGACCAUAUUUCUAUAUAGAAGCUACCACACUAACACAAGACAUUAAUAUGAUGGACACAGUCACUGGAUGUGUAUAUGCCUUCUCUGGUGUUGGGUUGGAAUUGAGUGUAACAAGUACCGGAUUGUUUCCAAUCUGUGAAAUAGGGAGGUAUAGAAGAUAUACACAAUGUGACACUAAUACAACACCAGUACAGUCUUGUAUGUGUUUUAUCAACGCUCCGUACUCAGUUGUCAAUUUUAAAGACUUCACAAUGAACUACCCCGAUUGCACUAAAAAUUCAACCAUCUUCAAGUUAACAAUUUUGUCUAACCAAACACAAAUCACAUUUGACAACACUUCUCCGUCGACUUGGGGUGGUCUCGUCUUUCAACAAAGACAAGACGAAGACAUUGUUUUGAUAUUCGACAAUAGUGUUAUAAUUCAAUCAACAACAACACUCCCACCUUUAAGAGUAACGUUAAAAGGAAGUGUUCAAUUUGAGAAUAUUGUAUUUCCACAGACAAAGUACAUUCACAUAUUGAGUGGCAUGGCAUAUAAAAGUGCAAACUUUUCAAAUCAAAAUGGUAAAAUAGUCUUUUUAAGUCGUUCAAGUCAAUAUGACGGUGUUAAAUUACUUUGUUUGAAUGGUGAAAGAAGUCGGUAUGGACUUAACACUGAUGUUGGAUGCGUUUGUCGUUUUGAGGGAAAUGUUUAUUGGGCGGAUGAUUGCGAAAGAAGUUCUCUUAUGCCAGACAAUACCCUCCACCUUAUUAUCAGUCAGAAGGAGGUAUACAAUGCCAAAGAAGGUGUUUAUUUUUCAAAACUUGUAGCUGAGAAAGACAGCUAUCUUUUAGGGACAAUGACUGCUCAAAGUUGUAUAUUUGAAGGAGGUGUCAAAGUGUAUGGAACUGUUAUAUGUGACUCUAUCGAAUUUGUCGGUGAUAUUAGUGUGUUAGAGAGUGGUCUAAUAACGAGCAAGUCUGUGAUAAUGAAUGGCAGUGGUACCAUACUCGGGAACAUUGAGUCGGACUAUUUCAUAAUAACAGAAAACUCUGUAUACACCAUAGCAGAUGAACUUGAGACAUCCAUUUCAAUAGUGAUGGGAAAGAAUUCGAACUUAAAUAUUGAAGAUCACGUCGAAGUGAAACAAAUUGAUGUAUUAGGGAGUAGCACUUUGCAAACAAAAACAUGUGUAUUAGAUUCUGUUAAUGGGACUGGACUUUCAAUAAUUUCAGACGAAAUAAUAGUACAUGCAAUUUCGUUUGAUGUUGCUCAAAUUACAACGUCUACUCCAAUGACUAUUGGAGAGGAAGUAAAAACGCUUUAUAUUGGUGCAAUUACUUACAAUAGUCACACUGAACGGUUUCUCUUAUUUGAUAAUACAACUAAUGAAAUUCUUAUAAGUCGCAUUCCGACAUGUGUGCAGUGCAGCAAUGUCGUUUUCUUCUUUGCUGAUGAUCGAAUAAUUAAUGGGAUAGCAACGGACCAAUACUCGUGCGAUAGACAAAUAGUUGUUAUUGGACAAACAAGCGAUUUCGUUGGAUGUCAAGUACUUGAACUUGACAAUAAAAUAUGUUUUUACUCCACAAAAGAAAGGGUUGCAUAUUCAUGUCCGUGUUUUGGUGAUACAACUGUGACGUGUGUACUUGUAAUAGACUCUAUGGAUUAUACAAUUGAAGCAAAUAAUUAUCCCAACGAAAUUUUUAUAUUGACUGCAAACAAGUUGACAACAAACGACAAAAUAUUUGUACUCUACGUCUCGUCUUUGGUGACACUUUCUGGUAAUAACAACGCAAUAACUUUGGAAAUGGUAAUUCCUGUUACUACCGCCAAUUUAAAAAGUGGAAGAAACAAGAAACUAAAUUUAAUUAAACAAGAGGAACAACCCAAACUUAUUGUUGAAGGAGCAAACCUCAUAUUUUCAGAAGAAGGAAAUUGGAUGGAUUACACGGAGAGUAAAACAAUUGUUUCUUCAGAAAACGGGACGUGUAAAUUAAUGCACACAUACUACGAGUUUUUGAUUCAUCUAAAGUUUGACUGUGUGAUAUGUAGACAUAAGAGAGAAAAUGGAAUCUGUGUCAAUGCGGACGCAAGCACUAUUCCACAUUGCCAAAGUAUUUCGCCAAAAGACCAAAAAUUGUGUGAAAAUUGUGAAUAUGGAUAUUUCUUUAAUGGAGAUGAAUGCAUUAAAUGUCCCGCUAAUUGCAACAUAUGUGAUAGCCCUACACACUGUUUAUCAUGUCAAGAAGAUUAUUUGUUAGGUGUCUUAGACGCAACAACAACUUCAUGUAUUGAACAAACAAAUUGUGUUAAUUCGCGUGGUGGGGUCUGUUCUAUUUGCCCCAAAGAGACUUACUUGAAUGAUGGGAAGUGUGAGUUGUGUAACACAACGCAUAUUGGGUGUAUACAAUGCACUUCUGGUACAACUUGUGACAUCUGUGAUGUGUCUCUUAAUUACACAAAAAGAAAUGGGAAGUGUGUGAAGAUUUCUGGUUUUGUGAGUGAAGAUACGAUUCUCUCUUGUGAUGUAGGGUAUUAUGAUACUUCCGAAAAUUGUGUGAGUUGUUCCCUCACGAGAAAUUGUGAAACGUGUAACACGACAAGUUGUUUGUCGUGUAUUACAAAUUACAUUCUAACGAAUGAAAAUACAUGUGUCCCAGUUGCUUCGUUCAAUUAUACAUGUGAAGUGAUGAACUCCCGUUGUAUUUCUUGUUCGAAUUCUAAUUAUAGUGUAAAUGGAUAUGAAUGCGGGCAAUGUGGUUCUGGAUGUUCUUCGUGUGACAACAGCAACAAUUGUAUAUCAUGUGAUGACCAGUAUUACCUCACAAGUGAAUAUAACAAGGUGGGCAAAUUGAAGGAUGUAUGUUCUUUAACACAAACAGUUAAACAUUGUUUGAAGUACUUUGAGGGUCGCUGUGUUGAAUGUGAGGAUGAAUUCUUCUUAACAAAUGGCAACUGUGUUGCGUGUAUAAGUCCGUGCAAAACGUGUGUAAAUUCCAAUGAUAAAUGUGUUGAAUGUCUCAAAGGAUUUAUUAAAAGUGGCGAUACGUGUUAUUCUAUUAAAUACGAUUUGGCAAAUUGUACUGAGUAUUACCAACAGUAUUGCAAAAAGUGUGUAGUUGGAUAUUAUGUGACACAAGACUUAAAGUGCGCAAAAUGCCCAGAAAAUUGUGAAACGUGUUAUCAGUCCACUGUAUGUACAAAAUGUGCAUCAAACUACUUUAUCAAUUCUUCCCACUUGUGUUCUACUAAUAAAGACAUCCACAAUUGUAAAGAGAAUUCUGUUGGUGUUUAUGGGUGUACCGAUUGUGUCGAUGGGUACUUCAUUGAUCAGAGUAACAACAACAAUUGUGCGUUGUGCAAUUCGACGCUCGCAAAUAAAAAUUGUACUUCGUGUGACAAAAAUGGGAUAUGUACAAAAUGUGAGAGCCUUUCCAUUUUAUCAAACAACAUGUGCACGUAUUACAGAGAUGUUGCCCAUUGUGUUGCUGUAUAUAAUUCACAAUGUAUUAUGUGUGACUGGUGGUAUGUAAUCAAUGCAAGCGCAACGGGCUGUGAAAAACAGCCAAAAUGGGAAAUUUUUUUGAUCAUCUUUCUAUUUGUAUUUGAAGUGUCGAAAAUCGUUGUGAUCUUUGGCACUGCCAUUACCAAGAAAAUAGUGAAGAGAGUGUAUUGGACAAAAAUGGAGUACUUUGAUCGAGAAGUGAAGACCAAAUUUAAGAUGAGUCACUCCAAUGUGAAGUUUUUAGAACACCCGGGGUCUGACAUCACAUUUUCAACGCGCACAUUGACCUUUGGAAGUGAAAUGGAGUGGGUCAAAGUCAAUGUCGAAACAAAGGAGAAGUUUUGUAUAGGAAAUUGUUCUCGUAAAUUAAUAAAGAUAAACAUAAGUGUGAUAGAAAACAACGAGAAGUAUGAAUUUAAAAUAUCACCAACAAAUGUCAUUCUUUGCCCCGGUGAAGCUUGUGAAUUCGAAGGAACAAUUCUCCCAAAAUGCACAAGUAAAAUCACUGAGAAGAUAUCAGUUGAAAUAAUUGGUCUUCUGAGUAAUACUUCAUCCACUGAAGAACUCAAAAUGGUGGUGGAGACUGAGAUUUCUACCCGCCUCGACCCCGACGAAUUAAAGACUGAAAAGAAGUUAGGUGAAGGCUCUUUUGGUGUUGUAUUUCUUGGCUUUUACAAAGGCAAUAGAGUUGCAAUCAAGAAGUUAAAGAUCACACAAAUUAAGAGUGAGUCGGAACAAAUGAAAGAGUUUGAGCGCGAAGUCGCCAUGUUGGACAAAUUUCGGAGUGACUUCAUUGUCCAUUUUUUCGGCGCGUGUUUUCUCCCCACAAAGAUCUGUAUGGUCACCGAAUUUGCUGAAUAUGGAAGUCUCAACGAUUUAAUGAAAAGAAGUAAAUGUGAUUUGGCAGACACUGCUCUCUAUGUAGAGAGUGAUACUCCAAAUCUUACUGAAACACCCUUGGAGUCACCGAGUGAAAGUGAUUCGAAGAAAGCAAUACAUGUGCCGUACUUAAUUCGUGUCAAAUUCUUGUUUGAUGCAGCACGAGGAGUUGAAUAUUUACACAAGAAUGGGAUUAUGCAUCGAGACAUCAAACCCGAUAACAUCUUAGUCAUCACAAUCGAACGCAAUGUGAAUGUCAAUGCCAAAUUGACUGAUUUUGGAUCGUCGAGAAAUACAAGUUCAUUUGUGAAUAUGACCUUCACCAAUGGCGUCGGAACUCCAGCCUUUAUGGCUCCUGAAAUUUUGAGAAGGGAAAAGUACCAAACGCCCGCAGACAUCUAUUCCCUUGCAGUGACUAUGUUCUCGGUGUUGAAGUGGACAGAACCAUUUGAUGGAGAUGAUUUUAAAUACCCCUGGGACAUCGCUAAUUUCGUGUCUGAUGGAAAAAGACUUGACAAGCCAAGUUACUUGUCUAAUGAAAUUUGGAGCGUUAUAACAAAGGCUUGGGCACAUCAACCGGACACAAGAGUGAGUGCAAACACUGUUGUUGAAAUGCUUGAAACGUAUUACGACAAAAUUAAUAAUAAAGGAAAUACAAGUGUACAUACAAACCCUAUUUCAAACAGCUCAAUUACGUUACCUGAAAGUGAGUCAACCAAACUCGACACUCAAAUUGUUAUCGAUAAAGACAAACGUUCAAGUGAAAGGAGUAAAAACUCUGAGACACGUGUAGAUGUGGUUCAAAAAAAGAAAGAAGAAGUUGUUCAGAAUGUAUCAAAUGAAAGUGUUCAUCAACACGACAAUGUAAAUGGGUCUGUCGAAGAGAGUCAAGAUGUGUCCAAAAACAUUUUAAAACCUUCACAUUCAGACUCUUCCUCUCACGAACACUGUACUGAAAGAAGUGAAGACUCGCAAAAAACGAACACUUCAUUAGAAGGGUGGUGA
This is a messenger RNA of Entamoeba invadens IP1, 5874 nucleotides long. Its product is annotated as protein serine/threonine kinase, putative. The record is from RefSeq and is a predicted model, not a curated record. Gene Ontology annotation, molecular function: protein kinase activity; ATP binding. The transcript has a single exon. Gene Ontology annotation, biological process: protein phosphorylation. NCBI's taxonomy places the organism in Eukaryota, Evosea, Mastigamoebida, Endamoebidae. Bases 1 to 5874 code for a protein of 1957 amino acids.